AUGGCGGACAAGCCGAGCCGGGCGCUGGUGCUGUACACCGCCGGCCACGAGGCGCUGCUCACCGGGGGCGGAGGGGGGAAGGGCCAGCUCGACGCAUUCGCCUCCAUCGCCUCCUGCGGCUUCCACUCCGUCCGCACUCCCGCGGUCAACGAGGAUGGAGGGGACAGGAACAACGACUUGAUUCUCGAGCUGGCGCAGCUGCUCGACGUGUACGAUGCCCUCUACCCUGUCAAGGAUGGGGAAAUUGCCCGGGUGGAUCCGCAGGAGCUAGUAGUCCCCAAGCUAUCCGAGAGGUUCGAUUCAGGUUCUGGCAGCAGUUCUAAGGACACUAGAAUAAUCGACCGGGCGUUCAUUCUGCUGGGAUUUGCAGAGGGGAAUGUCCAGGAUGCGUCCGAAUUCGAUCUGGGGUUUGUGCAUGCCGCAAUGGAGAACACAUCCAGCAAGCUUGGGAAAUUAGGGAUGAAGAUGGAUCUCAACCGGCUUGACAAAUUGGUGGCUUCAAUCAUGGAAGCUGCGCCACUCGGUUCAGCUGUCGCUGCCCGUAUUCAUGUUUCUGUUAUCUUGAGCUAUGGAUCUGCUACUGCAAAUAAGGAACAGGCAUGCCUCAUCUUGAACUCUUCAACCGAAAUUGAUUCUGACUUGAAGUUACUCUGUCCACAAAUAAGUUUAUUAUGCAUAUCCUGCAGGAAUCAUCAUCCAAUGCUACUGGCACAGUGGCAACAAGGAGUAACACGUUCUGAUUUGGCCAAGGAGUUUCUUUUGAGGAAUUUAUAA
Molecule: messenger RNA, 774 nt
Organism: Triticum turgidum subsp. durum (durum wheat)
Lineage: Eukaryota; Viridiplantae; Streptophyta; Magnoliopsida; Poales; Poaceae
Source: the annotation of a GenBank genome assembly